Molecule: messenger RNA, 795 nt
Organism: Puccinia graminis f. sp. tritici CRL 75-36-700-3
Lineage: Eukaryota; Fungi; Basidiomycota; Pucciniomycetes; Pucciniales; Pucciniaceae
Exons: 3
Coding region: 230-616 (128 amino acids)
Source: RefSeq, a predicted model, not a curated record
GAAACCCUGUGCAUUUCUCGCCUUAUCUAUAAAUAAAACCUAACCUCACUCCUUGAUCAUUCCAGAUUGAAGCUAUCCUUGAUCUUUUUGUUUGGUGUGCUCCCUUGCGGCCCAAAUUUCGAUCAAAUUGGCCCUACCAAACUUAAUUUACAGAAAGUUCCACACCAAUCACUGGAAAUCAAGCACAAUUUUUACGGACCUGUCCGACAUAUUAUUUAGGAUAGCAAACAUGAGAACCAUUUCAAUCAUGAUUACAAUUUUCUGUGGCCUGAUCUAUCACGAGACUUAUGGAGUUAAGGUGUCUGAAAUUGGAUGUGAUCGAUGGAUUAAGGGAAGUAAAGAUGAAGAGAGAAAAGAUUGGGGUCAAUCGGUGGUAUAUGUUUACGGAUCAGCCCCAGUUCCGAUCUCCGAUAGCGGCUGCGAACUUACGGUCUCCUCCCACUCCACAAACAACUGGAUAUCCCUUUUCAACGGCGGGCUUGCCAUGCAGUACCUGCUGCUAGAUCACAGAAGCGGGAAGUUUUAUGAGUGUGCAAUUCAACCAGGACACCAACACCUAGUGGAAGCAGAAGGCUUUGAAAUCCUGGUCAGGAAACUUCACCGUAGUGCUAAAUGAUUGUGUCUAGAAAGAAGGCUCUGUACAUGAUUAUUCUGUUGGAAAAUCAUUUUCCUCACAUUGGGCCAGUUUAUGUGUUAGCUAUAAGACCAUUUUCGGUGGAUUUAUCAAUAAAUCUACACAUUUUCCUUGUAAAACCUCAGGAUUUAUUGAUCUUGCAAAAAUCUGUGAAUUCAGGG